Molecule: messenger RNA, 387 nt
Organism: Musa acuminata AAA Group (dessert banana)
Lineage: Eukaryota; Viridiplantae; Streptophyta; Magnoliopsida; Zingiberales; Musaceae
Product: inactive exonuclease DIS3L2-like
Exons: 3
Coding region: 1-387 (128 amino acids)
Source: RefSeq, a predicted model, not a curated record
AUGGUGGGCGCUGGCCGGAGAGCAGCAGCGGCAGUGGUUGAAGCUGAAGAGGUUUAUGUGGAGAAAAUGCAGAGUAGUGUUGCAUCUGAUGCAAGUGAUGGGAUUGGCAAUAGAUGUUUUACUGGUCUUUAUUUUGAUAAAGAGGCUGUAGAAUCUGAUGAAGGUAGAGAAGCAUUGUUGUCUGUAGCUAUGAGAUAUGGAGUUCCUGCAUCUGAAGUGGUAUCUGAAGUUGCUGCAUAUUGUAAUGAAAGAAAAAGAGCUAGAAAGCAUGCUGAACAAUCUGUAGAAAAUAUUUAUCUUUGGGCUUUGCUGAAGAACAAGGAGGUGUUCAUUGUUUGCAGCGGCAAAACUGUGUCUCUGUUCUACACUCCAAGCCAAUCGGUGUAA